Cokeromyces recurvatus is the source of this 557-nucleotide messenger RNA. RefSeq lists its product as uncharacterized. Lineage: Eukaryota; Fungi; Mucoromycota; Mucoromycetes; Mucorales; Mucoraceae. The record is from RefSeq and is a predicted model, not a curated record. The transcript has 2 exons. Bases 24 to 353 code for a protein of 109 amino acids.
UUCCUUUUUAAAUAAAUAAAUAAAUGUUUACAAAAAUCAUUAACAAUAUUCGUGAUACUUUUAAUCGUACGUCAUCAAGUAAUAAACAAAAGCCAUCAAAUAACACUGAAUUACGUCGAUGUUCAAUAACUGAAGAACUAGAAAAUAACGGUUCAACAAUGGAUAAUCAUAGUACAACUCCAUCAGUAGUACUAUUAACACCUAAAAGAAAUCAUUCUAUCUCGGGUCCUAUUCCAAUUCGAAAUAACGAUGCAAAUAACGAAAGACGUAGAUCGUCCACUUUAUUUGGUAUUUCAAAUGUUUCUUAUGAUGAUUAUGUACAAAAGGAUCUUAUUUCCAGCUCUUGGAGUUAGAGUGUAGCCGAAAAGGUCACUUUUUUAUAUAUACAUCAUAAUAGACAUGCUGUGGCAUAUACAUGUGUGUUCGUGUGUGCACAUGUGUGUUUUAAAGAACAAGAUAAAUAACAGUUGAUACUACUAUUCACUACUUUUGACGAAUAGAAAUCCCUUAUAUUUGAUGAUUUGCUUUGUUUAGGUUUAAUCUUUUUUUUUUUUUUU